This is a messenger RNA of Miniopterus natalensis, 959 nucleotides long. Its product is annotated as GTPase IMAP family member 1. Gene Ontology annotation, cellular component: endoplasmic reticulum. The record is from RefSeq and is a predicted model, not a curated record. NCBI's taxonomy places the organism in Eukaryota, Metazoa, Chordata, Mammalia, Chiroptera, Miniopteridae. Gene Ontology annotation, molecular function: GTP binding.
CUUCUGGGGCCAGCGUCAGACCUGUCUCCAAUUCUGCAGGACCGGCCAGCAUGGGAGGACGGAAGAUGGCAAGAGAUGAAGAGAGUGCCUAUGGUUCUGAAGACUCCACGCAGGCCCUGCAGGAGCCCAGGCUGAGACUCAUCCUGGCCGGGAAGACAGGGACAGGGAAAAGCGCCACAGGGAACACCAUCCUGGGCCACAGGCGCUUCCUCUCCAGGCUCGGGGCCACCACAGUGACCAGAACCUGCGAGGUGCAGAGUCGCAGAUGGGGCCAGUGGCACUUGGAAGUCAUGGACACCCCAGACAUUUUCAGCUCCCAAGUCCCCAAGACAGACCCGGGGUGCAAGGAACGGGCCCGCUGCUACCUGCUGUCAGCGCCCGGGCCCCAUGUGCUGCUCCUGGUGACUCAGCUGGGCCGCUUCACUGAGCAGGACCAGCAGGCGGUGAGAGCGCUCAAGGGCCUGUUCCGGGACCAAGUGAUGGCACGCACCAUCGUUCUGUUCACGCGCAAGGAGGACCUGGGGGGGGGCUCACUGCGGGAGUAUGUGCGGGACACGGACAACCGUGCGCUGCGAGCACUGGUGGCUGAAUGCGGGGGCCGCGUGUGCGCCUUCAACAACCGGGCGGUGGGUGGGGAGCAGGAGGCCCAGGUGCAGGAGCUGCUGGACCUGGUGGAGCGCCUGGUGCAGGACCACGGAGGCGCCCCCUACUCCAACGAUGUGUACCGCCUGGUGCAGGAGCUGUCCCAGGAGGACCCUGAGGAGCGGAGGCGCAGGGUGGCCGAGAGUCUGGCAGGCCUGGCGCUGGGGUGGCAGAGGCGCUGGUGGUGGGACUGGUGGCUCCCCUGGAUGUCGCUGCCAAGGAUGCUGCGCUGGGCCAUGCUGCUGGGCGUAGUGGUCCUGGUUUACCAGCUGGCCAGACACUGGCCUGAGGCCAUUGUUGAGGUCCCUCCUGAGUGA